AUGACCGGAAGCACCGAAAUCCGCAACAAGGACGAGCCAGUAAAGGAGGUUUGUUAACAAUUUAACGGUGCGAUAGUUGUGAGAUUUUCGUUGCAGCCACAAGUUGACGCUUCGGACGACUCUGACAACGAAGGAGGAGAUCAUGAAUUGACCGAAGAACAAAGACGUGUUGCUGAAGCCGCUGGACUCGGAGAUCAAGUCGACAAGCAAGCUAAGCAAAGCCGUUCUGAGAAGAAGGUAACAUUUUUUGUUUUAUUUUUGAGAAUGAAAAUUUAUUCUUAUUUUUAUAGGCUCGCAAGCUCUUCUCCAAACUUGGACUCAAGCAAGUCACCGGAGUUUCCCGUGUCUGCAUCCGUAAAUCGAAGAACAUUCUCUUCGUCAUCAACAAACCAGACGUAUUCAAGAGCCCAGGAUCUGACACCUACAUUGUUUUCGGUGAAGCCAAGAUUGAGGAUCUUAACCAACACGCUCAAAUGUCCGCCAUCGAGAACAUGAAGCCACAACGUGAGGCUCCACAACUCAAGACUGUCGAAGAAGACGAAAACGAAGAUGUUGAGGAAGAUUCGACCGGAAUCGAGGAGAAAGACAUCGAACUUGUCAUCUCCCAAGCCAACACCUCUCGCAACAAGGCCAUCCGUGCCCUCAAGGAAUCCGACAACGACAUUGUGAACGCCAUCAUGAGCCUCACCAUGUAAUUCCAAUUCGUUUUUUCACAUUUGAUCUUGCAGAUACUGUUUGUUUUUGACUUGUUAUUAAAAUGUGUCUGUUGUUUUUUCCGGUUUUAAGUAAAUUCUGCUUCUAAUUGAAUUCCCACAUUGAUGAAACUUAGAUGAACUUUUUUCUAGUACAAUAAAUCAGCAAGUGACACAUUUUCUCCUCCCUCCUUUCUUCUUUUCGCACCCAGGAAAUGCACCAACCACCCUCCCGACCGGUCAAUGGUCCCUUCCUCUGCGUCUCUAUUCAAUGAGCACAUGUUUUAUAUGGAAGAAGUGCACACCCAGCUGCAUUUCCAUCUGUUACAAAUUUCUUGACUUUGACAUUUUAUACUUUUUCAGUAACACACAUCACUUUCGAAAAAAAGUAGAUCCUAAUCAAUUUAUUAUCGCUUGAUUAAGUUUUAAGGUCUACCCUAUUUAAAAAAGAAACUCUAGUCACUUGAAAUUAUAAUUACAUUUUUUCUGGUAUGUAUUUUUUUUUUUAGUUGA
Molecule: messenger RNA, 1205 nt
Organism: Caenorhabditis angaria
Lineage: Eukaryota; Metazoa; Nematoda; Chromadorea; Rhabditida; Rhabditidae
Source: the annotation of a GenBank genome assembly